Kwoniella botswanensis is the source of this 3222-nucleotide messenger RNA. RefSeq lists its product as uncharacterized. The transcript is spliced from 31 exons. Gene Ontology annotation, biological process: DNA recombination; double-strand break repair via nonhomologous end joining; DNA biosynthetic process. Gene Ontology annotation, cellular component: DNA ligase IV complex. Bases 1 to 3222 code for a protein of 1073 amino acids. Gene Ontology annotation, molecular function: DNA binding; ATP binding; DNA ligase (ATP) activity. Lineage: Eukaryota; Fungi; Basidiomycota; Tremellomycetes; Tremellales; Cryptococcaceae. The record is from RefSeq and is a predicted model, not a curated record.
AUGGACAGAACGCGAUAUCACAAACACCCUUUACCUCCCGGACCAACUUCCUCUCAGCUCGAUCCAGAUGAUGAUAGUCUCGCCGCACCACCAGCUUCUCAGCCUGAACCACCUCAAGAACCACCCCCGACGACAUUAGAGAAACCUGAAGACUGCGUGAAUAUUCACCCUACACCUCACUUCUCGUUAUUGUGCACUAUGAUGGACAGGCUGAGAACCGAGGAAGCAAGUAAGAGGAGAGACAUCUUGAGUAGGUUUAUGGAUCUAUGGAGGAUAAAAGUGGGAAAUGAUCUUUAUCCUUUGAUCAGGCUUCUACUGCCGGAUAGAGAUAGGGAAAGACCAGUGUAUAACCUGAAAGAAGCAAUGUUGGCGAAAUGCUAUAUAGAAGUGUUAGGUCUAGAUAGACAUAGUGAAGCGGCGAUGAGAUUGAUAAAGUGGAAGCAGCCUGUAGAUGGGAAGGCUGAAUCGCACUCUGGUGAUUUCGCUAGAGUAUGCUACUAUGAAAUAGCAGCAAGAUCGACCGUAGAGCAAGGUCAACUAUCUAUCGACGCUGUCAACAUAUUACUCGAUCAGCUCGCUCAGGGGAGACUGAAACAGCAGGAAUACGUCCCUAUAUUGCGAAAGAUCAACCAACAGUGCACAGCAGCUGAACAAGAGUGGAUAAUCAGGAUCAUUCUGAAAGAUUUGAGGAUAUCUAUAAAAGAAAAAGGUGUUUUCGGGUGUUUCCACCCUGAUGCUGGAGAUUUGUUCAACGUUUGUUCGGAUCUCAAGAGAGUCUGUUGGACUUUAUACAAGCCAGAAAAGAGGUUGGAAAAACAUCAAGCCAACAUCGAAUUAUUUCGUUCUUUCCUUCCUCAACUAUGUUAUCGGUCUCCCUCUUCUUCACAUGAAGCUAUAGCCAAAUUGAUCGGAGGACCAACUGCCGAGUUUAUCAUGGAGGAAAAGUUGGAUGGAGAAAGAAUGCAAUUACAUAUGAGAGGUAGUGGUGCACAGUGGUUUUAUUGUUCGAGAAAAGCCAAAGAUUAUACGUACCUAUACGGAGCACAUAUAGGGGAAGGUAGUUUGACGCAACAUAUUGCGGGAGCUUUUCAAGACGGCGUGAGAAACAUCAUAUUGGAUGGGGAGAUGCUGGUCUGGGACCCUAUUUUAGAGAAAUAUGUAGCUUUCGGAACACUCAAGACGGCUGCUGGAGAUCGAGUGAACGAUGAGAACGCGCCUCGGCCUUGUUUUAAGAUCUUUGAUAUUCUUUACCUGAACGAUCGAUGUCUCACUCACAAACGAUUAUCGGAACGUAAGCGAUUGAUGAGAUCGGAUAGAAUAUUCAAAAAUAUCGAUGAUUAUAAAGGCAGAUUGGAAUAUGCCGAGGAAGAAAGAGGGAAGAAUGGGAAGGAUAUCAGAGCAAUGUUGGAACGAAUUUUGGAAUCUAGAGGAGAAGGACUGGUGGUGAAGAAGGCCGAUGCGAUAUAUCAAACGAACUCUAGAGGUGCGGAUUGGAUCAAAGUAAAACCUGAGUAUUCUGAUCAGAUGGGAGAAAACCUCGAUCUUCUGGUUCUAGGUGGAUGGUGGGGGAAAGGGGGAAGAACAGGGAAGAUAUCCAGUCUUCUUUGUGGACUGAGAGUGCAGCAGGAUGAUGACGGGACGGGCACGAAGCCAGAAUUUUCCACAUUUUGCUCGGUCGGGUCAGGUAUGAGUUACGAAGAUUAUGAGUGGAUCUUGAACAAGCACAAAAAUCAUUGGAAGAACUUUGAUAGAACCAAUCCACCAUCGUGGUUACAGCUUGGUCAGAUAGGAUUGGAUGAUAAACCCGAUGUGUACAUUGAGCCUGAAAACUCCUUCGUAGUGGAGGUCAAAGCUUCCGAGAUCGUUCCUGCAGCUGCCAACUACGGUUGUGGCUAUACACUGCGAUUUCCUAGAUGUCGAUAUAUUUAUUUCGAUAAAGCCAGUAGAGAUCAUCCUACAGGUGAUGACAGUCAAGAUAGGGAUAUGUGGAACUGCUUGAGCUUGGAUGCUCUGCUUAACAAACCCAAAAAGCGAUAUGCAGAUGCUGAAGGCGGAUCGUUGAGGAAAAAGAGGAAAGUCGUCACCAAGAAGGCAAUCCAACUUAUGACGUCCACUCGAGGGCAGAAACUCUCAGAUGAUCAGGUCGAAAGCAAUAUCUUUGGUGGACUUACAUUCUAUAUACCGAAAGGCACCGCUCAGCAUCCCAAGCAGGAUCUGGAAGCUCUGGUCCAUAAGCAUGGAGGAGAGUUUACUCAAGCUCAAUUAUCGGACAUGUCGGCCUUGGUCAUUUCGCCUGAUGAGAAAAAUCCUCUUGUUCGUGCUCAAAUUCGGAAAGGAGUAAGCGUGAUCAAACCGCAAUGGAUUUUUGAGAGUAUAGAAAGAAGGAGACCGUUACCCAUGUUGGAAGAACUACUAGUUUUCGCCUCUGAAGAAGCUAAAGAUGAUCGAUACUUCGGUAAAACAUUAGAAGAAAUUGACAAGAUGACACUUGUCCGUGAUCGUGGUGGAUCUGUCGGUCUGGACGGAGAAGAGGAUGAAGCUGAAAAAGUUGAGAACGACUACGAUCAAGAAGACGAUAUGGCUCAAGACGAACAUGAAGCCAAUAAAACAGUCGAACAGGUGAAAAUGGAAGAGGAAUGGGGAUUGCGUAGGUCGCCUUCGCCUGACUCAUCUAAACCUACCUCUCGAGCUACGUCUAGAGCUGCAAGCCCAGAUGAGAGUGAUACCGAAGAUGAGAGAUACAACGAGUCCAAAGAAGAGGAAGAGAACGAUAGUCAUGAAUCCUCGCCGGAUGCCGAGGAAGACUUGAGGUUGUUACCUGUCAGAGGUGUUGAUAUAGCAGAAGAUGCAGGUAUGGGUGAAGAUUCCUCAGUUAUGAAUUAUGAUGAAGAUAGCAUCUUCAAUCAUUUGGUAUUUUACAUCGAUACUCCUGAUAAUGCAACCAAGAAUGGUUUAGGUCCGUCAACACCUCCUGCUCAAGCCACAGAAAGAUUACAACAAGCUGAAAAGCUAUUGCGAGAGAAUGGGGGCAAAAUCGUGAAGGAUAUCAACGAUAGGAAGCUGACUCAUAUCAUCAUGGAUGAUGAGGAUUCUGGAAGGUACGCUGAGAUAGUGAAGAAGGCUGCUUUACCAAAGAGGAAACAUAUUGUACUUCCCAGCUGGGUGAUUGAAUGUGUUGACGAAGAAACACUUAUGAAUGAAGACGGUCAUAAACCGAAAUAG